AAAAUAGUCGGGGGCUUACAAAAUGGUUGCAGUUUGGACUAACACUUCUCUGUAGGGGCAGUCACUGAGCUGUAACAUUGUCCCCUGCCUGGAGGAUGCCAAGAACCUGCCCUGAAUCACGUUGAGGAAACAAGAAAAGGCGAGGCAUUAUCCUCAUGCUGGAAGGGGUCGGGGAGGAGACUAAGAAAUUUCUAGAAGUUUCUGAAAAUUCCUGGAAGAACCCAGCAGCUUGUAGUAGAGAAGGCUACAAGCCCAACAGGAACUGCACCUGUUGUUGGAGGAACCCAAGAAGAUUAAAGCCUCGUUUUCCUCCUUUCUUGAUUUCUAGUGUCUCCCAAGAGUUGCGUUGGGUGAAUCCAACAGGUGGGGCAGAGGAUAAUAGAGUCAGUGGGUGCAGCCAUAGAUGUUGGCGCUUCUCAUCGACCUAACCCCCGUUCGCGAGGCCCACUUGGGUGGAAAGAGGGCCUCCGUGGAGGCGCCACCGGAGUGUAUCCAGACCCCCUUGCUCUGCGACCUGAACAGGCCACUCUUGCACCCGGCUCCCUAGGUCCAAUUGCAGCGCCGGCGCGCCGGCCGGGCUCAGCCCUAGCAACCCACGCCCGGUUGCCAUGGAGACGUCGGCACCUGCGCAGCCCAAGACCCCCGAGCGGCGGUGCGGGAGCCAGUGCGCAGGCGCGCGCUGCGACGCCAACCUCGGCUUCUCGCAGCUAACGGCAUCGAGGCUGGACGCCGCGUGACCCGGCUGGGCCGGAGUGGGGGCGGACGGCGCCUUCUUGGCUGGGCCGGAGCGGGGGCGGACCGCGCCUUCUUGGCCCUUUCUACCUCUAGCAGCGGCGCCGGGGUAGCCGCAGCCAGCGACUGGGAAACGGCUGCAUUCCGCUGCGUCUCCUUGGCCUGGCUGGGCGGUCGGAAGCUGGUCUGCCAAGAUUACUGUUUGGAGACCCCUGCAGCCCACGUCCACCUGAUAGACUAUUUACUACACGUAGUAGGGUCAGAGCCGCUAAAUGUCCAAGACCAUGGCGAUGAACCUUCUGGAGGAUUGGUGCAGGGGAAUGGAAGUGGACAUCCACAGGUCCUUAUUGGUCACAGGCAUCCCAGAAGACUGUGGGCAGGCAGAAAUUGAGGAGACCUUGAAUGGGAUCCUCUCCCCACUGGGCCCGUACCGCGUGCUCAACAAGAUUUUUGUGAGGGAAGAGAAUGUUAAAGCUGCCCUCAUUGAGGUUGGUGAAGGUGUGAAUCUGAGCACCAUCCCCCGUGAAUUCCCAGGAAGGGGUGGUGUCUGGAGAGUGGUCUGUAGAGACCCUACCCAGGAUGCUGAGUUUUUAAAAAAUCUGAAUGAAUUCCUGGAUGCCGAGGGGCGCACCUGGGAGGAUGUGGUCCGCUUGCUCCAGCUCAACCACCCCACCCUGUCCCAGAACCAGCAUCAGCCCCCAGAGAACUGGGCAGAAGCUCUGGGGGUGCUUCUGGGAGCGGUGGUGCAGAUCAUCUUCUGCAUGGAUGCCGAGAUCCGCAGCCGGGAGGAAGCCAGGGCCCAGGAGGCUGCUGAAUUCGAGGAGAUGGCAGCCUGGGCUUUAGCAGCAGGGAGGAAGGUGAAGAAAGAACCGGGGCUUGCAGCAGAGGUGGGUUCUGCCUUAAAGGCAGAGACCCCCAACAACUGGAAUGCCACGGAAGACCAGCAUGACCCUACCAAACCUUUGGUUCGCAGGGCUGGAGCUAAGUCUCGCUCCAGGAGAAAGAAGCAGAAGAAGAACUCCAGGCAGGAAGCAGUGCCCUGGAAAAAACCCAAAGGCAUCAACUCCAACAGCACAGCUAACUUGGAGGAUACUGAGGUGGGUGAUGCUGAAAGCAUGGCGAUCUCAGAGCCGAUCAAGGGCAGCAGAAAGCCCUGUGUGAAGCAGGAGGAGCUGGCUUUGAAGAAGCCCAUGGCGAAAUGUGCCUGGAAGGGUCCCAGAGAGCCACCUCAGGAUGCCCGGGCAGAAGCCCGGGCAGAGAGCCCAGGAGGCGCCUCUGAGUCAGACCAAGAUGGUGGCCAUGAAAGCCCGCCAAAGAAGAAGGCCAUGGCCUGGGUCUCUGCCAAGAACCCCGCUCCCAUGAGGAAGAAGAAGAAGGUGAGCUUGGGCCCUGUCUCUUACGUCUUGGUUGACUCAGAAGAUGGCAGGAAGAAGCCGGUGAUGCCAAAGAAAGGGCCAGGCUCAAGAAGGGAGGCAUCAGUUCAGAAGGCCCCUCGGGGCCAGCAGCCUGCCGAGGCAACAGCCUCAACCUCUAGGGGUCCGAAGGCCAAGCCAGAAGGCUCUCCUCGGCGUGCCACCAAUGGUGAGAAUGACAGCAGAAGUGACUGGGCUCGUGCCAGCAAGUGGAUGAGGCAGGAGGAGCAGGAGUGGCAGGUGGGGCAGAGGAGCCCGAGGAGGUGGUGGGUCAAGCGGGUGAUGAGGAGGACCCUGGUGCAUGGCAGGAGGUGGAUGACACACCAGUUGAGGAGGAAUCCAGAAAGGUUUGAUCUGGGGGACCACCCAUACUGAGGAGUUGAAAGAACAAGGAAGAAGUUCCAAGUCAACCAAGUUUUCUCUUGUCACUGAAUAAGACUUUGGACUCUCUUAGGGCCCCUGUUGAUAGAGAUCUGGCUCUGAGGUAAAUGAUAGGUGAGGUCUUGGGUGGGAGGGAGUUGGGGAAGGGAGGUGGAUCUCUAUGCCCUUUUCUCUACCAGGCCUGCCGUUUCACCGCCUUCUCUACUCACCUUCUCUUCGGAGGCAGGAGAGUUGGUAAGAGGAUUGGGAAAAUUCUAGAACAUUCAUUCCCCUUUAUGCAUGAGCAGGGUCACUGUUACACUCAUCCAUGUUCAGCUUUUCUCCCCCACGCCUUGCUCCCUCCUCGGAAUGGUCAGCGACCUCUGCAGGCCCUGGCGUUUGGAAGAGCUGGGUGGCCCUGCCAUAUUCUCCCUCCCGCCUUCCUCUUGUGUAAUCAGCGGGGUAAGUUAAGCCAGGACCUUCACUGCAAACCUGGUUUCAUUGCUCCUUCAGUCUCCAGCUUCCAUCCUCCAGUUAUCUAGCCAGGAGGUCCCAAGAGUUAGUUUUAGGGAAAAAGAAUGUCUGCCUAGACCUCAAAGUCUUUGAGUUUUAGAGUCUGUUAGUAAAAAUGGCACUUUGAUUCCCAUUUGGGAUGAGCCCUCUCAGGAAUCCUGUGGGGAAGGGGGGUGAUUAUAGGGAAGGACGCAGGCAUUCCUAGGUCCCCAGCUCUAAUUCCAUCCAUCUACUCUACCCAACUGUCACCAUCUUUGCACCAAACUGUCACCAUCUUUGCAGCAGAAGGUCAGUACUCACAUUAUAGUAAGAGGGGAAAAAAAUCUUUUAAAACUUGGCUGUUGGCCGGGCACGGUGGCUCACGCCUGUAAUCCCAGCACUUUGGGAGGCAGAGGCAGGUGGAUUACGAGGUCAGGAGUUUAAGACCAGCUUGACCAACAUGGUGAAACCCCAUCUCUACAAAAAUUAGCUGGGCGUGGUGGCGCGCGCCUGUAAUCCCAGCUACUCAGGAGGCUGAGGCAGAUGAAUUGCUUGAAUCCAGGAGGCAGAGGUUCCAAUGAGCCGAGAUUGUGCCAUGGCACUCCAGUCUGGGCAGCAGAGUGAGACUCUCUCUCAAAAAAAAAAAACCCAAAACUUGGCUGUUAAUGUCUGCCCUCUGAAUUCAGACACACUAUAUUAGACCAGACCACCAUGUGUCAUUGUGUGUGUGUGUGUGUGUGUGUGUUUGCGUGCGCAUGUGGAGAGGAGAGAGCAGGGUCCCUGAGAUAAUGGUUUCCAAACUGUAUCGUAGCCGUCCACAAAGAUGUAAUCCGAAUCUAUUUUUCUCACGUGUUUAAAAAACUGAAAAGUGACUACUCAGAAAUGUUGGAAGUCACAUCGAAGACUAUCAGAAUAUUACCUUGUGUUCAUAGGUUAACUUGUUUUUGUACACGUCUUGAGUUAGUUAUUUCAGGCAUCUCUUUCCUUAAAAUUGAGUUUCUUGUAAAUGUGACUGAUGAGCGAGGUUAGAAGUGGAAGAAAUUCCUGUGCAUGUUCUAUAAUCUGACACCCUGAAAGCAAGUUUCCUUUCGUCAUUCACAUGCUCUUGUUCUGCCGUGACUGUUCAGUUGUAUGGUAGUAAGUAAAUGUAUUAACAUGGUGAACAGUAGUAAUAUUCUAUCAUAGAGUAUUAGCCCUUGCAAGUUUUCAGGGCGUCUUUUCCGACUUCAGUUUUUGUGGUAAAGAAUGUGAACAGUUGUUAGAUGUUCUCAGUGAUUCAACUUUAAAACAAAUUUCUCGUGAUGAUUCAUUUCAAAAUCCUGAGUGAGUCUGACUGAAAAAUACGAGAGAAAAGAGAGUGGUUUCCGUUUGCAGCUACACAGCUGUGUGCAUCGACGUUCUCCUGGGGUGUGUGACAAGCGAAACCCAGGGGUGAAUUGGAUUCUUGAAGAGACCAAAGCCUGCAACUGUCCAGCUUCUAAUUUCAAAACGGGUCCAUUAGGGCUUCGUUGUGUUAACAAGUUGACACCAUGACUAGUAAAUGUAAACGUGUAUGUAUAAAAUAAAGUUUAGCAAAUGAA
This is a messenger RNA of Gorilla gorilla gorilla (western lowland gorilla), 4576 nucleotides long. RefSeq names its product PNMA family member 8A (gene PNMA8A). The transcript is spliced from 3 exons. The record is from RefSeq and is a predicted model, not a curated record. Lineage: Eukaryota; Metazoa; Chordata; Mammalia; Primates; Hominidae. The coding region runs from base 1005 to 2519 and encodes 504 amino acids.